AUGGCAAUAUUUUGCCUUCUUCUCCUCGUCGGCUUUUCCCAUUCCAUUCGACCGGCUGAUGGUUCUUUAAUCUUUUCUGUUUAAAAUAUUAUUGAAUUUCAGAGUUCAAAGCUCUGAUGGCUGAGUCCAAGGGCGGUUCCCUGGAUGGAGUAAACGAUGAAAAUGACUUUCUAAAGUUAAAUCUGAUCAUUCAGAUCCCAAAAACUGAUUCCAACCGUGGAAACUUCACGAACAGUAAGGCCGAGUUCGAAAAUCUUCGUCGAUUCGUUGAGAUCCUUGCCGAGGGCCUCAGGAAACAAGGCGUGCCCGAGGACAAAAUCGCCGAUGUCUUAAGGGUCAUUUUUUCCCUAGUUUCUUAUUGAAAUGUAGAUUUUCAGAUUGGCCAACUCAAUGAGACCGAACUGGCGAAGACGAUGCCGAAAAAAAGGAGGAUCCAGAAAAGAAGCGUGAGAUUAUUACGUUCCACUGACCCACGAAACAGGCUUGAUUUGAAUUAAAAUUCCUUUGAUGAACUUUCCGGCCAGGAAAGGUCGUUUUUAAGCCUUCAAGUUUUUUACUGUCUUUGAUACUUUGAUGGUCCAUCUUCGCGAGGUGUUGUUCAGCGUGGACCACAUGUUUUUAAUACGGCCCGGUAUUGCGCAGCGGUCAUCCAGUGUAGACCUGAUUGACUAAUGUUCUUGCGGGAGUGGUCCGUCCAUCUAAUCGGUAGUCGCUCUCGGGCGUUUUGUGUUUCUAGGAUAUAGUCAAUGUUUUCCGACUUGAAUGGCGAGGGAGGCGGAGCAGGGGGCGGGACGCGUAGCGUGUGCGUACGCGGUCCUUGGCACGAGUUCAAUUCAACCGCCAGCGACCCUUUGGAUAGGGACCACAGACCUAUUUUUCGAACUCAAGCUAGCUCCUCGUUUUUGUUAUAAAAAUAAUGAAUUUAACAUGUAGUAUGCGAAAACAGAAAAGAAAAACGAAAAAUAUUAAGAAUAAGAGGAGAAAACAAUAUUUAAAAGUAAUUGAAAAGCAAAAAUUUUUGCACUGAAAUUUUGGUUUUGCGAAUUCUCAUGCAAUCUGCGCGCACCCUCAUUUGCAAGGUCGGCACGGUUUCAGGAGCCAAAAGAGAAGGUUUUACGAGCUGUAAUCCCACUUUACCAUCAUUUUCGUCUCAGUGACUGCACAAAUACAGCCUACAGUGCUCUUUGAAUCCCAUAAAAAUGUAAUUUCGCCUACUUUUUAUUCACCUUUUUUUAUUGAGAAAAAUUUUUUUCGGCGAUCUUGAAUUUUUCGAUUUUUAUUGCUUUUAUUUGUUUGAAAAAUUAAAAAAACUCUUAUAAAUGAGUAAGAAAAAAACGCGUGUCUUCGACCGGGAAAUGUUUCAAAAUUACUCCCCAAAAAAAUUCUCCACCUUUUUUUACCACUCAAAACAGUACAUUUGCUUGUAGUUGUCAACAAGUAUUAUUUGAGCAAUGUUUUUCUCAAUAUGAAAAAAGCAUAAACAUCUUCCAAUACUGCAUUGCAAUUGAGAAAACAAUUUUUGACUUUGCGCGCCUCUCAAUUUUUUCGGCGAACAUAGAAUUUUUAUUUUUUUGGCUUAAAAAAUUGUAUUUACAGUUUAUAAGUAGUUUUCCAAAAAUCAACUUUGUCCGCGACCUAGAUGAAUAUCAAAACGCAAAACUAAGUUUAUUUUUCGAACUCGCCUCACUAUUCCGUACGAUACUCCGUUGAAACACAUGGAAAGUACCUGAAAACCUUUUCAACGGAAAGAGGAACCUUUUCUACAUUUAUGCUGAAAUUUUCAUCAUUUUUCAUUGUUUCUAUCCGCUGUACGAAACAAUAAAAGACGGAAUACCAAAAAAAUGGCCUUUUUUCCCUCGCGAAAAGGGGCAAGGCUUUGCGGUCGCUACCUUUGGAGCUCUCGUUUAUCGCUCUUUUCACUCCUUUUUUUAAUUAUUUAUUGAUUAUGUCUAUGUGCUCAUCGAAAAACAGUAGAAAAUACAGAAAAAGAGCGGUUGACAAGCUUUUUAAAUAGUCGGCGGCAAUUUGAUAGAGCUCGCGCCAAGAACCGCGUACGCACACGCCACGCGUCCCGUCCCUUGCCCGGCCUCUCUCGCUUUUCAAGUCGGGAUACAUUGACUAUACCAGUGUAUGAUUUUCGUGGACCAGUGGUCGUCCGGUUCUUCUUAGGAUAUGCCUGGCAAAACGAUGUUUGGCUCGUUGGAUGUGCUCGGAUAAGUCUUUGGUUCUUGAUAGAUUGCCAAGAUCUAAGCUUCCCCAUUUAAUGUACCGAGAGUUGCCCAGUAGAGCUCGUUCUAGUGCGCGGUAACUUAUUCGAAGAGCUUCGGAGGUUGGGACCGUCUACGGCCAGGUUUCUCUGCCGUAGCUGUUUUCAAGGAUGAUUGAGGCGUUGAAGAUUUGGGCUCGUAGGUCGGUGUCAGUCAGAAGGGUUUUGAUUUCCUUGAUACAGCCUAGGGCUUCCUGCUCUUCGGCGUCUUGCGUCUUUGGCCGUCAGGUCGUUGGUCAUUUUUACUUCUCGCCCGAGAUAUACGUAGGAGUCGACUACUAAUAGGCCUCGGACUUCGAGAUUGACGUUGCCCCGGUCGCAGAAGCGGUUGCGCAUCCACUGCGUUUUCUCAGCGUUCAUCUAGAGGUCGAUUCUCUUUCCGACUCGAUCAAAGUCGGUGAGCAUCAUAGAUAAGUCUGCGGUGUUGCUGGCGAAGAGGGCGAUGUCGUCCGCAAAUCGGUGGUUAGUUACUAAUUUGCCGUCUAUCUUGAUGUCUUUUGUCACAAAAGGUGGGUCAACGGGGUUGUUCCGGUCGUGUUCCACGUCCCAGUCAAGCAGUCUUAUGGAAUCUUGAAGAGCUGCUGGGAAUAGCUUGGGUGAAAUCGUGUCGCCUUGUCGUACUCCCUUGCCGAUUGGGAUUGACAGCUUUUUGUCGAGUAGCAAACCACGUUUUUUAAUUCAAUUAUUUGCCUACUUUUGAGCAUAGAUAAUCGAAAUUUACAUUUUUUAGCUCUCGUCCAAUGGUUUCGACCGUAGAAAAUCCUUCAAAACUCAUCCCGAUUCUGAAAAUCUUCUCCGAUUCGCCGCAGAGUUUGCUGAAAACCUCAGGAGGAGAGGAGUGUCUGAACGUCGAAUCGCCGAAAUUUUUGGGGUUCGAAAAUCAAUUUUUUUUUUCGGUAAAGCUUGAUUGAUUUUUAGAUUGGUCAUCUCACGGAGCUGGAAACAGAUACGACGCCAAGAAAUUAUGAUGAGGAUGAAGAGGUAAGCUUCGGAGGCUCAGUCAAGGACAGAACAAAAAAAAAGUUCCUUUAAGGAAUUUUUUUUCAUCUUUCAUCAUGAAGGGUGUGAUAAGGAUGUAAAAGAAGUAUAAAAAAUAUCUUUUGAUUAUUCUUAGAAAAUAUUUUAGGUCUAGAAGAGUUUCAGGAAGUUAAGUACUGAAAUAAUAAGAACAGCUGGUUUCUCAGAUCUUUGAAAGUCAUUUUGAAGAGUUUACAGUUGAACUGAACCCACUUUUCAUUUAGUUUAGGUCCCAGAAGUCUUUCCUAGAGUUUCUAGAGAAUAUUUUUCAGCCCCAGUUUCCACGGGGCACCCCAUCGCCCCGCCCUUAUUCCGAAAAUCUCUUCCAAUUCGUUUCGAUCUUGGCUGACGGCCUCAGAAAACAGGGCGUCCCGGAAGACAAAAUCGCCGAAGUUGAAAAGGUACAAAAAAUCCUUAGUUUUCUGUUAAAUCGAUGGAUUUUAGUUUGGCUUCUACAAUGAGACGGAAUUGUCUAGAAACUUGCCGCCGAAAGGGAGGAUCGAGACGAAAAGCAGCGUGAGUUUUGUUGGUUCUUAGCUAUUUUCCAAGAAAUUCCCAACUUGAGCUCUAAGGAACGCCAGAGGGGUCCAUAUAGGUACAUCCUUAUGGCUCCCCGAAGGCUCCCUCCAGGGACCACUCUGGGGUUCCUAAGAGAAGACCAUCCAACUAUGGACUGAGGCAAAUUUUUAGGAAGGAAACCAGCUGGAGGUUGGAAGGUGAACGGAAGCUAGAAGAUCUUAGAAAUGCCUUUAAAAGGUUUUCGGAAGGUCUUUGGAAUGUGAAAAUGGGAGAAGCCUACCAGAAGCCUGUCAGAAGCCUCCGGCAGCCUUUUUUUUAAGUAGAAGGUACUUGGAAGGAAUUUGAGCACUUGCUGGGAAGCUUCCAAACGCCUUCCGAGGGACCGAAAGGAGAAGCUUUCCAAGUUUCAAAUUAGCAUCGAAUCUAUGAGCUUAUGAGCGAAUUCGAGAAUUUCCAGGAGGACAAGCUUUCCGAUGACGUAAAAGAACGGAUGGACAAGCGUUUCAAUGACCUCAGUAACUGGUCCUGCGGCUCUUAUCAUCUGGAUUCGAUAGCUCGAGCCUUACUGCAAAUGUCCUGCAAUCGAUGUGUCGUUGGUUCGUUGAAAAUAUAUUUCGAAACCCUUUGAGGUUCCCGAAAAGUUCAUUUUGAGCUUAUAUAGGGCUAGAAGUUAUCUACAACGUCGAACAAGGCUCAAAUUUUUUUUUCAAAGCUCAACUGUUUGAAAAAAGAAUUUCGAAGUCUCUCAGAUUCUAAGAAAAAUUCAAGACCUUUAACUUGUCUUCAAAUGCAUAGUGGCAGUAAAAACGGGCUUUGGGAAUAAACAGAGUUUUUCCUAGCGACUACAACGGUACACCUGAAAUUACGUUAACCUUCAUACUUUCGGAGAAAAACGAGUUAAAAUGAUAAAGAAAGAUAUUUUUGAGUUGGCGGGUAAAGUUGCUCCAUUGAGACUGAGAACACUAAAUUGCCUUUUUUUCUCAGAAAGUAUGAGCGUUGGUGUAAAUUCAGGUAUACCGUUGGAAUCGCUAGAAAAAAAAACUCUAUAAUAUAGUCUGUGUGCCACGACUUGAAAUUUCACGGAACGACAUUCCGCUGUUCCGCUGCGUGCGUUCGCGAAGCGUCUUUCGAAUCUAGGUCACGCCUUCAAUUAUUGUUAUUGCUGUGAGAGCACAAGAAAGUAGAGUGCCUUAGAAAAAUAAAUAAAUAAAAGCGCGACCAAGGUUCGCAAAAGCGCACAGCGGAAUGUCGUUCCGUGAAAUUCCAAGUCGUGGUACACAGCCUAUAACGCGUUUAUUUUCCAAACCCCAUUUUUCACUGCCCCUGUGCCUUUAAAAACUUUUUUUUACCGGUCAUGACGCUCUCAGCCAUUCCCAAUGCGACCACGACUCUUUCUUCUUCUCCAAUCAAUGAUUCCCAGGAUUCGUCAAUAUGAACUGCUACCUUCAUGACAACUGCUACGAGUGCAGAAAUGGCAAAGCCUUUUGCGACAAGAAGUUAUUUCUAUCUUUCAUUCAUUUAUCAGCCAGUUUCUUUUUCAGUUUCGACAGGGACAUGCACCGGCUGUACGGGCAUUGCGAGGACGAGUCGAGGCCGUGUUGGGGGGUUCGAGAUUUUUCUUAAGUUCUAAAAAGAGAAGGCGAGAAUCUUGCUGCAGAUGGGGAAUUUUCCUAUAAGAUUGGAAUAACCUAUAGUCUGUUCAGAUUUUGAAUGUCAAGUCCCGCCCCUAAUAGUGCGAUAAGCCAAUCAGAGAGCGAGCCAUCCACAGAGUGUAUUUGAAUGACGUCAUUGUACUUGAGGUUAAAAAUCUGAACAAACUAUAGAACUGCAACCGAGCAUUCACGGCGUUUUUUUGGACGACGCCACUUUUUCUCCGUAAAUUGUCAUGUGUCGUGUGCAUGCACUGCGCCGCUUUCGCGCAGAAAAUUGCGUUCAUUUCGAGAAAUUUCGAUUCUUCUCAAAGACCCCUGCGCCUUUAAUAUGCUCUGGUGUUUACGCUCUUAUAGCCUUUCCCAUGACGUCACGUGGGAAUAUUUUGGCUCCGCCCAUCGUGUUUUUGUUUUCGCAUUUUUUUUCCACUGACAAAAACGCCUUGAAUUUUCGAAAAUUUUGAAAUCGCAUAAAGUUUCUGAUUUUUGACAAGGCCUAGUUUUCCAAACAUGAAUAGCGGUCGAAGUUUUCAAAAACUUAGGCUUAACUUUGAAAAAAGCUAGUUUAAUAGUAACAUUUCUGACACGGCCUAGAUUUGCAAAGGCCUACUGGGAAACUUUUUAGUGGCCACUAUAGGGUUUUUGAAAUUUUUUUUAAAAGCUUUUUUGGUUGAAAUGCGCUCUAUGGAUAACACAAUUUUCAAAGCUUCCUGUGAAGUGUGGCCACUAUGGGGUUUUCACGUUUUAGUGGCCACUAUAGUGGUCAAAUUAGUGGCCCCUUGAGGCGUUAAAAAUUAGUGGCCACUAGAGAGGUCUAAGUGCUCAAUGGAUCAACAUAACUGGUCCAAUCUGUUUGUUUUAAAAUUAUCAGAGUUGCUGGAAGGAAUACUGGAUGAAAAACUACUGAAGUGGCCACUAAAUAUAGAACGUCUAUAGUGACCACUAAAACGGAAAACAGUGGCCACUACAGAGGUGGGUUUAGUGGCCACUUUAGUGUCCUUGGCGAGCCUCUAUAGUGGCCUCUAAAAAUUUUCCCAGUAGUUUUCCAAAGUUAAUGUCAGCACGACUGAACUGGAUUCUGGAUAUUCCACCUUUGUGGACCAUUUGAGAAUUCUUAACUUUUCAAUAACCGAACUUUUUCAAACCUUAAACUGUACCAGAUCAUCUGAAUCCAUCCAAGUUUACGUAAGAAUCAAAAUACGCUCAGAUGCCUAUUUGAGAUGCUUCAAGCGGCGAUGACUUCGGUGGAGUACGGUGGCGGCCCGACCUACGUCUACGGUAUAGUCCGAAGUUGGUUCGGGAAGAGCGACUGCGACGGAGACCUUCCCGCCUCCAUUGAAGACCGUUUUUCCAUCUGGCCUCCCGAUGAGGAGAAGACAUUGAUGUGA
Caenorhabditis auriculariae is the source of this 6839-nucleotide messenger RNA. The record is from the annotation of a GenBank genome assembly. Lineage: Eukaryota; Metazoa; Nematoda; Chromadorea; Rhabditida; Rhabditidae.